AUGGCGACCUGCAUGAAGAUGAUGAGCGCUGCCAGACAGCUCCACAGAAGUUCGGCUCUGGUUGGAAAACCCAACUGGCCCGGAGUUGUCGCCCACCGGACCGACCCUUCCGCUCUUAGCCGGCUUCAGCCCCGGCGGUCCUACAGCAGCGCCGGUGCCCCCCCCAGCACCUCGCUGAGCGGAGCCAUGACAGCUGGCUGCCGGCUGAGCGCAGCUCACCGCUGGAUGCGGGCUGGAGCCGUUCCUCGCGUCCGCACCGUUCUCCUCACACCGACCUCUGGACCCCACCGUGUCCCAGUCAGAUUGUACGGGAACCGGGCUAGCGGUGCGGGCUUCUCUGGGGAGGACGGCGCGGACAGCUCCGGCUCGGGGGGAGAGGAGUCUGGGGGAGACGGGGGAGGAGUGCCUUACAACGGAGCUCAGAUGACGGCUCUCACCCCCAUGAUGGUUCCGGAGGUGUUCCCCAACGUGCCGCUGAUCGCUGUGAGCAGGAACCCGGUGUUCCCCCGCUUCAUCAAGAUCAUCGAGGUAAAAAAUAAAGCAUUGAUGGAGCUGCUGCGGAGGAAGGUACGCCUGGCUCAGCCGUAUGCUGGAGUCUUCAUGAAGAGAGAUGAUACUAAUGAGUCAGAUGUGGUGGAGUCUCUAGAUGCCAUUUACACUACAGGGACCUUUGUUCAGAUUCAUGAGAUGCAGGACUUGGGAGAAAAGCUGAGGAUGAUUGUCAUGGGACACCGCAGAAUUCGGAUAACUAAACAGCUGGACGUGGAGCCUGAGGAGGCAGCGGCAUCCCCUGUUUUGUCAGAGUCUGAACCAGAGUCUCAAAACAAACCACCGAGACGCAAAUCCAAACGCAGCCGAAAGGACCAACCUGGCUCUCUGACAGAGCAGCUCGAGGACAAGAUUUCAGAAGCAGACCUGACUCCAGAGCUUCAGCCUUUGCCCUCCUCCAACAUCCUGAUGGUGGAAGUGGACAAUGUUCAACACGAACAUUUCACUGUCACUGAGGAAGUCAAGGCACUGACAGCAGAGAUAGUGAAGACCAUCAGGGACAUCAUUGCUCUCAAUCCCCUCUACAGAGAGUCAGUCCUUCAGAUGAUGCAGGCUGGUCAAAGAGUGGUUGAUAAUCCCAUCUACCUCAGUGACAUGGGAGCAGCGCUGACAGGAGCGGAGUCACAUGAACUGCAGGACGUCCUGGAGGAGAUCAGUAUCCCAAAGCGUCUCUACAAGGCUCUGUCUUUGUUGAAGAAGGAGUAUGAGCUAAGCAAACUGCAGCAGCGCCUGGGCCGAGAGGUGGAGGAGAAGAUCAAACAGACCCACAGAAAAUACCUGCUACAGGAGCAGCUCAAGAUCAUUAAGAAGGAGUUGGGUCUGGAAAAAGAGGACAAAGAAGCUAUUGAGGAGAAGUUUAGAGAGAGACUCAAGGACAGGACUGUCCCUCAGCACAUAAUGGAUGUCAUCAAUGAAGAGCUGAACAAACUGGGUCUGCUGGACAACCACUCAUCAGAGUUUAAUGUAACCCGUAACUACCUGGACUGGCUGACGAGCAUGCCCUGGGGUACAAACAGUGAAGAGAACUUAUCUCUGGAAAGAGCCAAAGAGGUUCUGGAAGAAGACCAUUAUGGAAUGGAUGAUGUUAAGAAACGCAUAUUGGAGUUCAUAGCAGUGAGCCAGCUGCGUGGUUCGACCCAGGGGAAGAUCCUAUGUUUCUACGGUCCUCCAGGUGUAGGAAAGACCUCCAUAGCCCGCUCCAUAGCCAGAGCGCUCAACAGACAAUACUUCAGAUUCAGCGUGGGAGGCAUGACUGAUGUGGCUGAGAUUAAAGGGCACAGGAGGACAUAUGUUGGAGCGAUGCCCGGAAAGAUUAUCCAGUGCCUGAAGAAAACCAAGACCGAGAACCCUCUGGUGCUAAUAGAUGAGGUGGAUAAGAUGGGUCGUGGUUAUCAGGGUGAUCCAUCCUCUGCAUUGCUGGAGCUUCUGGACCCUGAACAGAAUGCCAACUUUCUUGACCACUACCUGGAUGUUCCUGUAGAUCUAUCAAAGAUUUUGUUUAUCUGCACGGCCAAUGUGAUUGACACAAUCCCAGAGCCACUCAGAGACAGAAUGGAAAUGAUCAACGUGUCUGGAUAUGUGGCCCAGGAGAAACUAGCUAUUGCUGAGCGUUACUUGGUCCCUCAGCUGCGCUCCCUCUGUGGUCUGACCGAGGAGAAGGCCUCGAUUUCAUCUGAUGCCCUCAGUCUGCUCAUCAGGCAGUACUGCAGAGAGUCUGGAGUUAGGAACCUACAGAAACAAGUUGAAAAGGUUUUACGGAAGGUGGCAUUCUCCAUUGUCAGUGGGGAGCACACCAGAGUGACUGUUACACCUGAGAACCUGCAGGAGUAUGUGGGUAAACCUGUUUUCACAGUGGAUCGGAUGUAUGAUGUCACCCCACCCGGAGUGGUUAUGGGGCUUGCAUGGACGGCUAUGGGAGGGUCGACUUUGUUUAUCGAGACUUCACUCCGCCGCCCUUUAGGAGGAGCAGAAUCUAAAGGAGAGGGGACACUGGAGGUUACAGGUCAGCUCGGUGAUGUAAUGAAGGAAAGUGCAAAGAUUGCUUCAACGUUUGCCAGAACCUUCCUCAUGACCCAGGACCCAAAUAAUCACUUCCUGGUCAACUCCCACCUUCACCUACAUGUCCCUGAGGGGGCAACUCCUAAGGAUGGACCAAGCGCUGGCUGCACCAUUGUCACAGCACUGUUGUCCCUGGCAACCAACCAGUCAGUGCGUCAGAAUGUAGCCAUGACUGGUGAGGUGUCACUGACCGGCAAAAUACUGCCAGUCGGAGGAAUCAAAGAGAAAACUAUCGCUGCCCGUCGUGCUGGUGUGACCUGCAUCCUCCUUCCAGAUGAGAACAGGAAGGACUUCUCUGACCUGCCAGACUACAUCACCCAAGGCCUGGAGGUCCACUUUGUAGAUCACUACAGCCAAAUCUACCCCAUUGUCUUCCCGCAGAAACAGUCUUAAUCUGCUUGCAACUAAAGUGCUAAAACCUGCUUAGAACGGAUGGCACAGAAACCAGAGCCCGUUUCUACAACACAAACUGAUUGUUGUUCCGGUUGUACAUAGUAAAAUAUUGUUUUGGACUCUAUGGACUCUGACUCUGUCCUGCUAUGGAGAAUGGCACUAAAUGAAGUGUUCCAGAAUCAUCGAGAAGAACACCUGGCUCAGUGCAUAGUAAAUGCAGUACAUAUAUAAAAGUUACAGAUACUACAGGACCCUUGAAUGUAGGAGGACUGUCAUGUAUGGACUGAAACAAUGCAGCCAGCUGUGCCAAAAAUGGACAUAUACAAUGAAGUGGUGAUGAUGACCACUGGCCUGUCAUCGCAGGACAGGAUGCCAGUGAUCAGCAGAAGGUGGGAUGGUGACUUUGCUGCCAGGCAGCUUGAUUACCCACAGCUGUAAUUAUACAGAUCUGUGGAUGAACUCUUUCAUAGAUUUCCUAUAUAUUAUUUUAUAUUAUACCAGAUGUGAGGAUGAUGAUGUUUAAAUAAAUUAAACAAACAAACCCGA
Molecule: messenger RNA, 3546 nt
Organism: Stegastes partitus (bicolor damselfish)
Lineage: Eukaryota; Metazoa; Chordata; Actinopteri; Pomacentridae
Gene: lonp1
Product: lon peptidase 1, mitochondrial
Exons: 21
Coding region: 1-3000 (999 amino acids)
Biological process (GO): protein quality control for misfolded or incompletely synthesized proteins; chaperone-mediated protein complex assembly; mitochondrion organization
Cellular component (GO): mitochondrial matrix
Molecular function (GO): ATP hydrolysis activity; single-stranded DNA binding; ATP-dependent peptidase activity
Source: RefSeq, a predicted model, not a curated record